Parnassius apollo (apollo) is the source of this 552-nucleotide messenger RNA. NCBI's taxonomy places the organism in Eukaryota, Metazoa, Arthropoda, Insecta, Lepidoptera, Papilionidae. The record is from the annotation of a GenBank genome assembly.
AUGUCAGACGUGGAGCAGGUCUUGCGCAGCUUGUUGGAUACUAUCGCCACUGAACACGAUUACAAAGAUUAUAAAACUAAACUGAAGUCGUUUUCCACGGGAGGGGCCAACUUCUUUUCCAAACUGUAUCGAAUCACGCUAUCCGUACCAGGAAAGGAUGACCUCAAACUGUUUGCAAAAUCGGCUAUUGCCAACAAAAAAUUACGAACUCAAAGUCAAUUCGAGAUUUUCGAGACUGAAAUGUUUUUCUACUCGGAAUUGCUCAAGCAGUUUCAAGAAAUGGAGAACCAACACAACGUCCCGACAGAACAUAGGCUUACCACUGCAAAAUUCUACGGUUGCGAUAGGGAACAUCUGAAAGAAAUUAUAGUACUGGAAGAUUUAUCGUCACAGGGCUUCGAUACCCACGAUAGAUUGAAGAGUUUCGAUUGGAAUUACGCCUCUAAAUCAGUCACAGAACUGUCCAAAUUACAUACACUCUAUCUAUCGCCUACGACAAAGAAUACCCUGAGAAGUUUGAUGCACUGUACACGAAGCUACGCAAAGAUAUGA